Anopheles arabiensis is the source of this 588-nucleotide messenger RNA. Its product is annotated as peritrophin-1-like. The record is from RefSeq and is a predicted model, not a curated record. Lineage: Eukaryota; Metazoa; Arthropoda; Insecta; Diptera; Culicidae. Bases 50 to 466 code for a protein of 138 amino acids. Gene Ontology annotation, cellular component: extracellular region. Gene Ontology annotation, molecular function: chitin binding. The transcript is spliced from 2 exons.
AUUUCCAAAGCUGUCCCAAGCGCAUCCCUUCAACCAAUCAACAGCAACAAUGCAGGCUUUCAUCGUUCUCGCUGUCAUCGUGGCUGGCGUCGCGGCCGCCCCCCAGUACCCGGAAAUGUCGUACAACGCGUACAACAUGCCGCAGGAGCCCCGCUUCGAGGCGUACAACAUGCAGCCACAGUACGACACCCAGUACCAGUACCAGCCCCAGUACCAGGCCCAGCCCCAGAGCGAGCAGCUGACCGCCGACGGUUACAAGAUCGUGCCCGGCAUCGUUGAUGCCCGCUGCCCCCGUGCCGACGACCCGAUGAAGCCGGUCCAUCUGCCAGUGAACGGAAACUGUGGCAAGUUCAUGAAGUGCUUCGGUGGCCGCGCCUACGAGAUGGACUGCCCGGCCGGGCUCGAGUUCGGCUCGAAGGUGAACCGUUGCGACUAUCCCGCCCUGGCCCAGUGCUCGCGCUUCUAACUCCCUGCUAACUAGCGGACAGCACACAAUUGUGUGCAAAGUCCCUAGCGCGUGGCUGUAGAUGCUACCACCGGAAGCAUCCGGACAUUGGUUGAAUAAAGUAUCUGGUUUUUGCUCUGAAA